This is a messenger RNA of Eubalaena glacialis (North Atlantic right whale), 942 nucleotides long. RefSeq names its product protein ABHD12B-like. The transcript has 3 exons. Lineage: Eukaryota; Metazoa; Chordata; Mammalia; Artiodactyla; Balaenidae. Gene Ontology annotation, biological process: monoacylglycerol catabolic process; phosphatidylserine catabolic process. Gene Ontology annotation, molecular function: monoacylglycerol lipase activity; phosphatidylcholine lysophospholipase A1 activity. Gene Ontology annotation, cellular component: endoplasmic reticulum membrane. The record is from RefSeq and is a predicted model, not a curated record.
AUGAAUGGGAUGUUGGCUACCUGCAUCGGCCGCCCCCGCGGGGGAGGCAGACGGCCAGGCGCAGCUCCGGGCUACCGGCGGCAGCUCCCGUGGCUGCGGCCGCGGUGGAUCGGGAUGCGAUGUGGGGUGGAGACAGACGAGCAGGACUGCGUGACCGCGUGGUGGCACAUGGUCGCGCGGAAUCUGAGGCGCACAGUUCAUAGCUGCCGGGGAGAGGAUGCUAAGGGGAAGGGCCGUAGCUGGUAUGAAGCAGCUCUCCAUGAUGGCAACCCAAUUAUUGUUUAUCUUCAUGGCAGUGCAGAGCACAGGACUACUCCUCAUAGACUUGAGCUAGUAAAGGUGCUGAGUGAUGGUGGUUUUCAUGUCUCGUCUGUUGACUCUAGAGGGUUUGGGGACUCGACGGGUAAGCCCACGGAGGACGGGUUGACUUCGGAUGCUAUUUGUGUCUAUGAGUGGACCAAGGCAAGAAGUGGUACCACCCCCCUGUGUCUCUGGGACCACUCUCUGGGAACAGGAGUUACAACAAAUGCUGCAAAAGUUCUAGAAGACGAAGGAUUCCCAGUUGAUACUAUUAUCCUGGAAGCUCCAUUUACCAACAUAUGGGUUGCAAAUAUCAAUUAUCCCUUGUUAAAGAUUUACCGGAAACUUCCAGGAUUUUAAUGCAUGCUUAUGGAUGCCCUGAGGAAAGAUGAACUAGUCUCCCUCAAUGAUGAAAAUGUUAAAUUCCUGUCUUCUCCCCUUCUUAUCAUACACGGUGAGGAUGACAAAACGGUGCCUUUGGAAUUUGGAGAAAAGCUCUAUGAAAUUUCACACAAUGCAUAUAGGAACAAAGAGAGGGUGAAGAUGGUGAUCUUUCCUCCUGGCUUCCAAAACAACUUCCUUUGUAAAAGCUCCACACUAUUAAAAACCAUGAGAGAUUUCCUGAGCCAGCAGUGGGCAUGA